This is a messenger RNA of Empidonax traillii (willow flycatcher), 1657 nucleotides long. RefSeq lists its product as uncharacterized. The record is from RefSeq and is a predicted model, not a curated record. The transcript has 3 exons. Lineage: Eukaryota; Metazoa; Chordata; Aves; Passeriformes; Tyrannidae. Bases 219 to 1640 code for a protein of 473 amino acids.
UUCCAAAACAAGACUUAAUUGCUACCAGAAAUAUGGCAUUACAGGCACUACAAUCAGUAGCUGAUGCCUCUCAAACAACUCCACCUUUCAAUAAUGUAAUUCAAAAGCCAGAUGAAUCUUUUAUUGACUUUGCAGAGUGAUUGAAAGAAGUUAUAGAAAAACAAAUGUGAAAGAAGCACAAGAUGCCCUAUUCUUGAAGCUAGCUAUCUCCAAUUCAAAUGCACAGUGUCAGCAGGUACUCAGAAAUCUUAGUGAUCCUACCCCCAUGGAUAUGGCCAACAGAAAUCUGUGUCUGGGUUACUAGACACUGGGGCAGACGUGACAAUUAUCUCUACCAAAGAUUGGCCCAGCACCUGGAGUACAACAAGACCAGCUGUCGACAUCCAGGGAGUAGGAGGGUCCAAAAUUCCUCUCCGGAGCAUUUUACCACUUCUGGUCCAAGGCCCACAGGGAGCAGGUCCAUGAUGGAUACCGUCCAGACUAGUAAGGAUCCACCAAGAAGUUUCCCUCCCAGUUCAACCAGCAGCAGAUCCAGCACCAACGGAUUCAGCACCAACUACAGGAAGCAAUCCCCCAUCAGCAUCACUUUCGGGAUAAUCCUGUUUCUUGUAUGCAGCAUAACACCAACAAAUCAGAAAGACUUAACGUCAGGAGUCCUUGCCACACCUCCUCCAACAAUUCCAAAUUGGGUAAUGCUCUCUAGUCAAAAUGUUUGGCUAAACCUGGCACAAUCAUUAAAUACUGACUCUAUCUGUUUAUCUACCUUAGACCCCUCUCACCCUCUUAAGACCUGUCUGGUAGGGAUCCCCAGGACACCAGGAGAAUGGGGUGAUUUUAGAAAUCAAUAUAUCCCCUGGUGUGAUGACCAUGAUCAGUUUGGAAAUCCAUUUUUAGACUGUCUCACACAACCAGCAAAAACUUCACCUGACAGACAGACAUUUAGCUAUCAGUGGCAGAGACCUGAGGAAUUAAAAAUCUUGGGGAGUAUUAUAUCUCCUCUCUGUUUUUACUUUGUUCAUAACAAAUAUGUUGCCUCUUCUGAAUUAAUUAAUGUCACCUCUUAUGGACCUUAUUCCAACUUCAGUUUCUGGUGCAAGGAAAAGAUUACUUACCAGAUACAUGCUACCCCUGAUUCAGUUAUUCUUCCAAAAGGAGUCUCUUUAAUUUGUGGACUUAGAGUCUGGAAUAUGAUUCCUAGAUUAGCUGCUGGCGGCCCCUGCACAUUUGGAAAAUUAACACUAUACAAUCCAGCUACCCUUAUGAAAUCUUUACCUGUAAGUCCUCCCAAAAAUCGUGCUAAAAGAAGCAUUAGCCUCCAAACAACCUCACCCUUCCCAUGUAAGAAACUCCUUAGAGUGCGUAGGCAAUUCCAAGGUUUACACCCACCUCUUAACUUUUAUCCAUCACAACCAAAACCACCUUCUCCACCUAAAGCAGCGCAAGUCCCUGUGGCUGCAGCACCCUCACCUCCAGCUGAAGAACAUCCCUUAGCAAAAAUGCAGUUCUUGAGUGAAUUCACAGCAGAAUGCAAUUCCAACAUGCACUUUUGGUCCAACACCAUAAAUGUUCUAGGUGGCAUCAUGCUUCCAGUAGUCAGCUCCACAGAAGCCUUAGUGCUCCUUACCAGAAUGGGAUGUUGACUAGCAAAAGAAGCUAA